AUGAAAGGGAUCUACCUUUCUUCUAUCAUAAUCUUCGAACUCGGCAGUUUAAUACGCGGCGUGGCCAGCCGGAGCUCAAUAUUCAUCAUUGGCCGUGCCAUUGCCGGCGUCGGUUCCGCCGGCAUCUUCAUAGGCUCACUUGUUAUCCUAUCCCAAUCGGUACGACUUGAACGCCGGCCGUUCUUCACUGGACUUAUUGGAAGCAUGUACGGCAUUGCAUCUGUUGUUGUGUGCUACGGUCCCGCCACGCGUCUUCUUUCAGCGGACUGUCUGGUCCUCUUCUCUCUUUGGCUAUGCCUCGGCGGAGCGGCUCUGAGUUCCAUCUACUUCCUACCGAUCUGGUUCCAGGCUGUCAAGGCUGCUAGCCCUGUCGUCUCUGGCUUCGUGAUGCUCCCCAUACUCAUUAGCUUCGCUCUAGUGUCCCUCCUCUCUGGUAUUUUGGUCACAGUCGCCGGCUACUACACACCAUUCAUGUUGGCUGGCACUGUAUUCUGCAGCUUUGCCUACGGCCUGAUGAGCACGGCUGACCCGGACACCUCCAUGCUUACUUGGGUCGGCUACCAGAUUCUCGCUGGUGCUGGCGCCGGCUUUGGGAUGAACCAGUGUCUCAUUGCUGUUCAGGUUGUCCUCGACACAGAAGAUGUACCUACCGGCACGGCUCUCGUCUUCUUCCGCAUACUCGGUAGUGCCAUAUGUGUCUCCAUCAGCGACUGUGUCUUGACUCUUUACCAACAAGCUCAGGCAGCUCCUUUUAAUGAAUGUCCCUAG
This is a messenger RNA of Metarhizium acridum CQMa 102, 768 nucleotides long. RefSeq lists its product as uncharacterized. Lineage: Eukaryota; Fungi; Ascomycota; Sordariomycetes; Hypocreales; Clavicipitaceae. Gene Ontology annotation, molecular function: transmembrane transporter activity. The record is from RefSeq and is a predicted model, not a curated record. Gene Ontology annotation, biological process: transmembrane transport. Gene Ontology annotation, cellular component: plasma membrane.